AUGUCUUCCUCUGCACCCAGUUCUUCCCGUCAAUUCGUCCCCGCCACGCAGGAGGACAGUCGCAGUCCUUGCCCUGCUCUCAAUGCUCUAGCGAACCAUGGCUACCUAGCGCACGACGGCCGCAACCUCACCGCAACACAGCUCAUACACGCCAUCCGCGAGGUCUACCACAUCUCUCUCCCCAUGGCCUCCGUACUCAGCGUCGUGGGCACUCUCGUCUGCGGAAGCGGCUGGAAACUCGACCUCGAAGAUCUCGCGAAACACAAUAAAAUCGAACACGACGGUUCCCUCGCGCACGCCGAUGCCCUCCCCGGCGCGAAAUACGCUCCUUCCUACGUUGACAAGGACCGGCUCCAGCAACUGCUCGAUGCGUCGUCUGACGGUCAGACACUCACAUUCAAUGACCUCGUCAGUCAACGCGCAGCCCGCGACGCCGCACUCUCCAAGCCCCUUGAUGCGAUCCAUCAGGUCAUCACCAGGGGAGAGGUCGCGUUGACAUGUGAAGUUCUGGGCGAUGGAGGAAGGGUGCCGAAGGAGUAUAUCAGGCAAUGGUUUGGCGAGGAAAGGUUGCCGGAUGGUUGGAAGAAACCCGAGGGUCCCGUGGGUUUGAUUGGGACGACGAAGGUAUCGAACAAGGUCGCGACUGUGGCGAAGAUCCUGUCCAAGAGCGAGACCUAG
This is a messenger RNA of Stereum hirsutum FP-91666 SS1, 678 nucleotides long. RefSeq names its product Cloroperoxidase (gene APO3/CPO3). The record is from RefSeq and is a predicted model, not a curated record. NCBI's taxonomy places the organism in Eukaryota, Fungi, Basidiomycota, Agaricomycetes, Russulales, Stereaceae. Gene Ontology annotation, molecular function: peroxidase activity. The transcript has 2 exons. The coding region runs from base 1 to 678 and encodes 225 amino acids.